This is a messenger RNA of Manis pentadactyla (Chinese pangolin), 1461 nucleotides long. It is a transcript of the gene AGPAT2, whose product is annotated as 1-acylglycerol-3-phosphate O-acyltransferase 2. The record is from RefSeq and is a predicted model, not a curated record. The transcript has 6 exons. Bases 83 to 913 code for a protein of 276 amino acids. Gene Ontology annotation, molecular function: 1-acylglycerol-3-phosphate O-acyltransferase activity. Lineage: Eukaryota; Metazoa; Chordata; Mammalia; Pholidota; Manidae. Gene Ontology annotation, cellular component: membrane; endoplasmic reticulum. Gene Ontology annotation, biological process: phosphatidic acid biosynthetic process.
GGGGCGGGACGGGAGCAGCUCGGCCCUCGCCCGGGGCCGCAGCCCAGCAGGAGCCCGAGGCCCGCGCCGUCGGGACGCGGCCAUGGAGCUGUGGCCGUGGCUGACCGCGGCGCUGCUCGUGCUGCUCGUGCAGCUGAGCCCCACGGUCAACUUCUACGCCAAGGUCGCCCUGUACUGCGCGCUCUGCUUCUCGGCCUCCACCCUGGCCGUGGCCGUCUGCCUGCUGCGCCACGGCGGCCGCACCGUGGAGAACAUGAGCAUCAUCAGCUGGUUCGUCCGGUCCUUCAAGUAUGCAUAUGGCCUUCGCUUUGAGAUAAAGGGCCGCCAGAAGCUGGAGGUGAACCACCCCUGCGUCAUCAUUUCCAACCACCAGAGCAUCCUGGACAUGAUGGGCCUCAUGGAGGCCCUGCCCAAGCGCUGUGUGCAGAUCGCCAAGCGGGAGCUGCUCUUCCUGGGGCCGGUGGGCCUGAUCAUGUACCUUGGCGGCGUCUUCUUCAUCAACCGGCAGCGCUCCAGUACCGCCAUGACCGUGAUGGCCGAAGUGGGCGAGCGCAUGGUCCAGGAGAAUCUCAAAGUGUGGAUCUACCCAGAGGGCACGCGGAACGACAACGGUGACCUGCUGCCUUUCAAGAAAGGUGCCUUCUACCUGGCGAUCCAGGCCCAGGUGCCCAUCAUCCCCGUGGUGUACUCCAGCUUCUCCUCCUUCUACGACACCAGGAUGAAGCGCUUCACCUCAGGAAUGGUCCAGGUAGAAGUGCUGGAUGCCAUCCCCACCCGCAGCCUCACUGUCGCUGACAUCCCCAGGCUCAUGGACACUUGCCACCAGGCCAUGAGGACCACCUUCCUCCAUAUGUCCAAGAUACCCCAGGAGAACGGGGCCACUGCAGGGCCUGGUACCCUGCCAGCCCAGUAGCCAAGGCCUGGGUGGGGCAGGCUGGGUGUGGGCAGGUGGGGGCAGGACCUGCUCGGGAAUGGACAGGGGGACACGCUCCCCACCCCGGCUGCUGGAUACCACUGCAUCCUGUGCCUCCCCCAGCUUUUCGUCUGGGCCCCAGAAGCAGGGGGCCCUUCCUGUCACUGGCCUCAGAUCCAGGCCCCUGAUGCCCUGAAAAGGAGUCUGCUGGAACCUCCCCAAGCUCUGAGGAUGGGGCCUGCCCACCCUUGUGCCCCCAGGAUCCGGGUGUAGGGGUAGGCCUGGGGCCUCCACAGGCUGAGUUGCUUAGUCCCCAGACGGCCAGAUCUGGGCCCUCUUGCUGCUGCCUGCACCCACGGGGAGCAGACGCUGGCCCCAGCCCAGGCACGGCCUGCAUCAGGCUCUCAUGGACAGCCAGGGCUCGGGGGGGCCAGGGUGUCCUGUGUCCUGCAGCCCGGGCCUCAGGGCACCCCUGGUGCCAGCCUGGGGGAGCGAGGAAGGGCUGGCACUGUACUCGUCAUUUUUAUAAAUGAACUCUUGGAACUGCC